CCGAGACCAAAAAAUCGCGUCGCAUUCACGCCAUUCAAAACUGACCCUGAAAGACGGCCGAUUCGUUCAACACUGAUAUUCACCACAUUCCCACCGCCCUAGGUUUUCAGAACAGCCGGCUCGAUCCCAUUGGUUGCACAUCUUCCUUUUAUUAGCCUUCUCUUGCACCAAGCAGCCAGCCGACUAUGGCGCCCUUAAUUCUGCACAACGUGCCCGACGAAGAGCUCUACGUCGGCGACGACGGCAUCCAAAGACCCUAUGCCAUGGUCUUCCCACAGCAGGACGGGUCCUUGCGAUCGAGGAAGAUGACGCACGAGACGGGCUCUUUCGGCAAGUCGACGCGCCGAACAAGAUCCAAAAUCGCCACGCCGGCGAAGCGAGAAGACCCUACGUUAGCCGCGGCGGACAAGGUGUUUAGCAGUUGGAUCGCGAGUCAAAACCAGAAUGCGACCCAGGCGAGCGCCCCCGCCACGUCGGCGCAACGGAGACCGACCCUGAAGCCCUCCACCUCUUCCCAGAGCCUCUCCCAGGCGCAGGACGAGAGCUCUGCCCCGUCCCAAACCCGCUUCCUGAAACAGCAGCAGGAGCCUACCGAAGUGAUAUUGCGCGGGUACCGCUCUGCGCAGCAACAAUAUGCCGCCAUCAACCACUACGAGCAGCUCGCCGGCCGGAUAUGCGAAGACUACCCGCGCGAGCCACCGGUCGAGAGCCGGCGCUACAAGUCGGAGCUGCGCGACCCGGCCUUCACCCGCCGGCGCGCGCUGACCCCGGAGGAGCGCGCCAAGGUGAACCGGGCCGACAGCGGCGAGCACUGGGUCAAGGUGACGUUCGAGUCCGCCGAGGCCGCCGACGCGGCCAUCUUCGCCUCGCCGCAAAAGGUCCUCGGCCACCUGGUCUACGCCGAGCCGUACCACGGCAUCCCGCCCCUGCGGGACGAGCCGAUCCCCGACCCGUCCACCAUGACGGGCAGCGGGCUGCAGCGGACGUGGUCGUCGUCCAACCGGCGGCACUCCCGGACCCAGUCCGGCUUCUCCGCCGCCCAGCAACAGCAACAGCAACAGCAGCCUGGCGGCGGCGGCCUCGACUGGUCGCCCCCGCGCUCGCACGCCUCCACCUCGCUGACCGCCGACACCACGACGAUCGACUCCGCCCCGGACACCACCACGGCCUCCUCGAGCACGGUCGGCAUAGCCAACGGGGCCCCGCCGGCCGCGCCGCAGGAGGACAACAGCAACAGCAACCCCGACGGCGAGUUCUGCAGGGUCAUCCCGACCGUGCGCAAGGCCAAGCUCCUGCCCAUGGAGCAGGCCCUGCUGCCGGCCCCGUCGCUCGCCCAGCGCAUCGCCAACCACGUACCCUUCCUCCGCUGGUUCAACGGCGCCAUGAUCGGGAGCGAGGUGCCGCGUACCGAGACCGGCGAGUUUGACUGGAACAGGGCGAGCCUAUAUUGGAAGCUCAUGUGGUGGCUCGACUUUUUGCUCGGCCUCUUUGGGGGGGAGAUCCGGGACGUCGAGAAGGACGAUUAGGUUGAGAUGGGGUGCGAAAAAAAAAAAAAAGGAAGGGUUGAUUGAGGCUGCCAAAAAGGACCGGGAGCGAGGGGCAGAUUGUUCCAUGCCCUGUAACGUUAGUAACUAACGAAUGGUUCUCUUCUGGGCGACAUGGUUAGAGGUCGAUACUUCUCGGUGUUGGCUGUCGGGAUUUUUCAGGGUCUUUUUCAAGAAGGGGGGGGGAAGGCGCACAUUGCUUUGUGGUCCCAGACCG
Thermothelomyces thermophilus ATCC 42464 is the source of this 1761-nucleotide messenger RNA. RefSeq lists its product as uncharacterized. Bases 186 to 1526 code for a protein of 446 amino acids. NCBI's taxonomy places the organism in Eukaryota, Fungi, Ascomycota, Sordariomycetes, Sordariales, Chaetomiaceae. The record is from RefSeq and is a predicted model, not a curated record. The transcript has 2 exons.